Physeter macrocephalus (sperm whale) is the source of this 1003-nucleotide messenger RNA. RefSeq names its product histone-lysine N-methyltransferase, H3 lysine-36 specific-like. NCBI's taxonomy places the organism in Eukaryota, Metazoa, Chordata, Mammalia, Artiodactyla, Physeteridae. Bases 17 to 1003 code for a protein of 328 amino acids. The record is from RefSeq and is a predicted model, not a curated record. The transcript is spliced from 2 exons.
CUGAUGCUGGCCCAGGAUGGAUCAGACCUGUGAACUACCUAGAAGAAAUUGUCUGCUGCCCUUUUCCAAUCCAGUGAAUUUAGAUGCCCCUGAAGACAAGGACAGCCCUUUCGGUAAUGGUCAAUCCAAUUUUUCUGAGCCACUUAAUAGGUGUACUAUGCAGUUACGGACUGCCAGUGAAAAAUCCCAAAAUGCUUAUGGACAAGGUUCUCCAUCUUGUUACAUUCCACUGUGGAGACUACAGGAUUUGGCCUCCAUGAUCAAUGCAGAGUAUUUAAAUGAGUCUGCUGAUGGAUCAGAAUCCUUUCAAGACCCUGAAAAAUGUGAUUCAAGAGCUCAGUCGCCAAUUGUUUGCACUUCCCUGAGUCCUGGUGGUCCAACAGCACUUGGUAUGAAACAGGAAGCUUCUUGUAAUAAAUCCCCUGAACUCCAGGUAAAAGUAACAGAGACUAUCAAGAAUGGCUUUCUGCACUUUGAGAAUUUUACUUGUCUGGAUAAUGCAGAUGUAGAUUCUGAAAUGGACCCAGAACAGCCAGGCACAGAGGAUGAGAGUAUAGAGGAGAUCUUUGAGGAAACUCAGACCAAGGCCACCUGCAAUUAUGAGCCUAAAUCAGAGAAUGGUGUAGACGUGGCCAGGGGAAAUGAACAAGACAGCACACCAGACAGUAGACAUGGUGCAGUCAAAUCGCCAUUCUUGCCAUUAGCUCCUCAAACUGAAACACAGAAAAGUAAGCAAAGAAAUGAAGUGGACGGCAGCAAUGAAAAAGCAGCCCUUCUCCCAGCCUCCCUUUCACUAGGAGAUACAACCAUUACCAUAGAAGAGCAAUUAAACUCAAUAAAUUUAUCUUUUCAGGAUGAUCCAGACUCCAGUACCAGUACAUUAGGAAACAUGCUAGAAUUACCUGGAACUUCAUCAUCAUCUACUUCACAAGAAUUGCCAUUUGUAAGCAGUUUUUGGUACAACUUAGAUAUAUACAUAAAUGUAUAUAUACCGGCAACUUAA